CAUUCCUCAUCCAAUAGGAUUUGCGCGUAUAGGGCCAAGACCGGGCGGUUGGCGAGGGCGAGGAUAAGGGAAGAGGAACGACGAAAAGAAACUGAUACGAGUACAAACGACGGUAGCGGCAACGAAGACGUCGACGACGGGGACGACGGGAACGGCUACCGCGACGGCGACAGCAACGGUGGCAGUGGCGGUAACAACGAUAGCGGGAGUGGUAGUGGUAGUGUUGCUGGUGGUGACAACAACGACGACGACGACGACGACGACGACGACGACGACGACGACGACGACGACGGCAGCAGCGGCGGUGGCGGCGACGGCGAGGACGACGAUCGAGACGGUGCGCCGUGUUGGACGGUGGAGUACACCGUACGUGUUAGUGCGUGUGUUGGUGCGCGAGCGCGGUUGGUCGGCUCGCGUUGUUGUAUCCAAGAUGAAGUCCGACUCGAAACCUUUGUUGACAGCUCAGGCGGAAAAGGCAAAUCAUUACACAUACUUGAAAGAAUUCCGCGUCGAGCAAUGUCCUCUCUUCAUACAACGCAAAUGCACGCAGCACAGACCCUUCACGUGCUUCAACUGGCACUUUAUGAACCAGCGGAGGCGCAGACCGGUGAGAAAGAGGGACCGCACCUUCAACUACAGCGCCGACAAUUAUUGCACCAAAUACGACGAGACCACUGGCAUCUGCCCCGAUGGGGACGAGUGUCCAUUUUUGCAUCGUACCGCGGGUGAUACAGAGAGACGUUAUCAUCUACGUUAUUACAAGACAUGCAUGUGCGUCCACGACACUGACACGCGUGGAUUUUGCGUGAAAAAUGGCCCGCAUUGCGCCUUUGCCCACGGCAAUCACGAUUUGCGUCCGCCCGUGUACGACAUCAAGGAAAUUCAGGCGUUGGAAAAUCCCGAUUCGGAUCCAAAUUCUUCAUCCAACGGACCUAAUAUACUCGACAAGGAGCGAAAUCUGAUGAACGAGGAUCCAAAGUGGCAGGACACGAAUUAUGUGCUGAGCAAUUACAAGACCGAGCCGUGCAAAAGACCACCGAGGUUGUGCCGACAGGGCUACGCCUGUCCGCAAUAUCACAACAGCAAGGAUAAGAGGCGCAGUCCACGGAAAUAUAAAUAUCGAUCGACGCCAUGUCCGAAUGUGAAACACGGCGAGGAAUGGGGCGAGCCGGGCAACUGCGAGCAGGGAGAUGCGUGCACGUAUUGUCAUACAAGAACGGAACAGCAAUUCCAUCCUGAGAUCUACAAAUCCACCAAAUGCAACGAUGUGCAACAGGCCGGCUAUUGUCCACGCGGAGUCUUUUGCGCUUUCGCGCAUGUUGACCGUGAGUGUACACUCAUCAAUCUGUUGCCAACAGAAGAAAUGAGCCUGGCGAGGGAUAUGGCGGUACCUAUAGAUUGCGGCGCGAAUCUGGCCGACAUACUCAGCAACGCUCUUCCACCCGACAAGCGCUCACACGACAAGGAUAAACCACUUAGUGACAGUAGUAAUGGGAGCGGAGAAGUUUCGGAAUCUGCCAGCACUAGCAGUUUAGGUAGUAACAGUUCCCAUAGCAAGGCACCUGGUGCGCAACUGCAUAAUUCUAAUAAUACCAAUUCCGGCAUAAAUACGGCUGCGCAGCAAAAACUUACGAGCAUACUCUAUAAUCCCAGUUCUCUCAUACAAAAUGAAAUUCGAAAGCAAAUGAUCGCAAUUGAUAGUGAUCCAUUGUUAACUAAAGCUGAAAAAGCUCAACAGAAGCAAAGCCUCUACAUUGCGUACAAUUUGAAUGGUACGUUAGGUAGUCAUUCGUUAGCAACUACUGUUUCACCGUUGUCAAAUUCGUUUUAUUCAAACGACACUGUCGAAUCUGUAGUAGGAAACGCAUUAGAUGAGUUACAUUUAGAUGAUCCGUUAAAUUUAGUCGAUUCAAUUCAUAGGGACACAAAUUCACCGAUCGGCAAUUCGAUAUCAGCAGGCCUAGCCAGCUCUGGUCUACUCGGUAGCUCAGCUCCGGUCAAUAUACCCGGCAUGACUGAACGUUCCGUACUCACUAAUUAUUCGCCAUCAACAUCGAGUCCACUUCAACAAUUACAGACUGGCUUUCUCACUGGAUCAAGAUUCUCUCAUCAAGAUUCCAUGGAAUCUACAUUGCCAUUUAUGAAUCAGAUAUCGGAUCCAUUUAGCAAUCAUAUUUCGCAGCUUAGCAGCUCAACUUCUAAGCUUAGUGGAUUCAAUAGCAGCUUAUUCGAUUUCGCAAACCAAGGAAUGUCCCCGUCACGCACGCAAUCCACUCUGCCGGCAUCUCCAUUGGUCAAUCCAUUUUCCAUUAGCCCAAGUAAUGCUGGAUCAUUGUCUGAGGUACAAAGACUUAGAGAUGAAUUGACCUCGAGCCGUGCACAAUUAGCAACAUGGGAUGAACGUAUUAAUCAAGCGCGCACGGCUUGCGCGGCAUGGCAAAUGGAAAGCGAGGAGGCAAAAAGAAAGGCCAGUAUAGCCGAACAACAGAGGGACGAGGCUUUAAUGCAGAUAAAAGCGCUCAGAGUCGAGAAUGAGACUUCUAAUGGCGGCCCAUAUCUUCAUUCAGUGAGACGAAUAAGCGAACUCAGAUCGUUAUCGAUAGCUACCUUGAAAUCAAUUCAAUCGCAAUUGCGCUCAGAUCUCGAAGAAGUGGAAAAGGUGCUGUAUAGGGAAACGGCAACAAAGUGCAUGGUUUGCGAGGAACAAAAUCGUGCGGUCACCUUAUCGCCCUGCAACCAUUAUGUAGUCUGUUCGACGUGCGCUCCGAAUCAGCGCGAGUGCCCGUACUGCCAGACUCCAGUCGUCUCAACAAGUUAGACCUGAACCUUCCCUUAGAAUCCCGUUGUUGUUACAAUUUCCGCUUCAUAGAAAAAAGAAAAAAAGAGGAAGGGCGGGGGGCAGUCUUUGAAAAAAUAUCAUAUAUUUCUCACAUCUUUAAAUACAAUUCUACAAAGAAUGGCAUCCUAACAAUAUCCUCUAAAGAAGAAAAUGUUUUAUUUUAUAUAUGAUUCAAGAUAUAUAUUCGCGGCAGCGUGUUAAAUAUACACAUUUACGAUAAAAGCAUUUGCGUGCGCGCGAAUUACAGAACAUUUAACGCGAAAAUAUAAUCGCAAUUGUCGACAAAGUUCCGGGACCUCGAAAACUAUAUAAUUGUUUAAAAUAAAUAAAUUAUAAUAAUAAACUCAACACAAAAGUUUUUCCCAUUUGACAAUGGGAAAAUCUUUUUUCAAUGGUUGAGCUGUGAAACGUAUGUCACAGAAGAAAAAUGAUAUUUCUAUUAUAUUUAAAU
Cataglyphis hispanica is the source of this 3290-nucleotide messenger RNA. It is a transcript of the gene unk, whose product is annotated as RING finger protein unkempt. The transcript has 13 exons. Lineage: Eukaryota; Metazoa; Arthropoda; Insecta; Hymenoptera; Formicidae. Bases 431 to 2818 code for a protein of 795 amino acids. The record is from RefSeq and is a predicted model, not a curated record. Gene Ontology annotation, molecular function: metal ion binding.